AUGAAAGGUUUAUUAUAUAGUCAAGAUGGCGCUUAUGCCUUUCCUCUUGGCCCUAAAGUAACAACAGUUGGACGAGACAAUUGUGACAUAAGUAUCAAUAGUCCUAAUGUUGAUAAUCAACAUGGAUUAAUAGAAUAUGAUGAUGAACAACGUUGUUUUAUUUUAAAAGAUUUAAACUCAUCAUCAGGUACUUAUGUUCAUGAUUGUCGUGUACAAAAUGCAGCUGUUCGACUGUCUAAUGGUGAUAUUAUACGAUUUGGUUGUAAUGGUUUACCACUUGAAUUUCGCAUUGAACAAAUACAAGAAACAACAAUGCCAUCAAUCUAUCAAAGACAAGCAGCAACAAAUUCUCUUCAACUUAUCUCUCAAACAAUUCCAUCACGAAGAGCACCAAAUGGAAUAACUAAUCAACAACAACAAAUUGAUGUUACACAAAAUCCUGGAUUUUCACUUCGAACUCGACCAUCAAGUGUAGGAUCAAAAAGAACAUCUAGUAUUCUAACAAAUCCUAACAAUCAAGAUUUAAAUAUGACACGUGAUUCUCAUGUUCGUACGAAUGCUUGGACAAUAAAUAGUACAUCAAAUAAUAGUCGAAAUAUGAUCAAUGGAAGUUUUGUUGGUGAAUUAGAUAUAUCUUCACAUGAUAAUAUGGAAAUAACAAAUCGUGUUGAUCAACUUGAAAAAGAAGUUAAAGGACGUGAUGCAGAAAUUCGUGGAUUAAAUGAUCGACUUCGUAGUUUAGAACCAGUGAGUUCAACAUUUACAAAUGAAGUUCGAACAUUAAAAAAUGAAUUAGAAAAAGUUAAACGAGAAAAACAAGCAGCAUCAGGACUUAUAACAAAUCUUCAACGUGAUCUACUUUUAAAAGAAUCAGAUGUAGCGAAAUUAACACGAGAAAUUGAAGGAAUGAAAAGUGAUAGUCGGGAUAAAGAUCUUCGAUUACAAUCAUUGCAAGCUAAGUUGAAUCUACUUCGUGAUCGUAAUCGUGCUGAAGAAGACCGAUAUACAAAAGAAAAAGAACUUAAAAUGAAAGUUGCUGAACAACAAAUAAAUGAAUUAAAUGAAAGUGUUAAUCGACUUAAAUCACAAUUACAAGAUACUGAAACACAAUUAUUAAGAUUAAAUCAAAAUGAACAAAAAUUAAAACAAGAAUGUGAAGAUGCACGUGGACAACUUGUAGAACUUCAAAGAAAUGAAACAACACUUAAAACUAAUCUUGAAAAUUCUGAGAAAAAACAUAAUGAAUUUUGUACAAAUAUAUGGAAAUGUUUUUCAACUGAUGAUGAUGAUGAUUAUGAUGAAGACCAACAUAAUCUAGUUGAACAAAUACAACAACUUAAACAACAAUUAGAUCAAUCUCGAAUUGAAACUCAACAACAACGUGAUACUCAUGCACAUUUAAAUGAAGAGCUUAGAAAUUCACUUGCAAAAUUUAUUGAUAUGCUUAAAAGUACAAUGCAAGAACAAACAACAUCAGAAACUCUUUUGAAUAUUCGACAACAAAUGAUUGACCUUAACGAAAAUGCUCAAGACGGUACUCUUGUUGGAAUGUUUAAACAAACAGCAAUUAAUAUUAUUGAUUAUCAUACAAGAUUAAUUUCUGAAAUCAAUAACUUAGUUGUUAAACGUGAAGAUCAACAAGGAGAAUUACCUGUGAAUGAAACAUUAGCUUUAAUUCGCCGUCAAUAUGAAGAUUUAGAACGUGAAAAACAAAGUCUUUCACUUGAACAUACAUCUCAUGAAGAUAGUUUUCGUUCUGAAAUGGAAAAAAUUACAGCAGAAAAAGAUGCUUUUUGGCAACAACAUUAUAAUGAUGAAUGUAAUCGUCUUCGUGAAGAAAAUGUUCAAGCACAAAAUGAUUAUGAUGAACAAAUACGUUCAUUGUCCGAUCGUCUUGAGACAGCUACUUCACGAAAUAGUGAAUACCUUCAGCAAUGGAAUACACUUCAAAUUGAAUCAUCUAAUAAAAUUGACGAAUUAACUACACAAUUACAUGAAUGUCAACGUCAAUUAACUGAAGAAAAAGAACAACAAUAUGGAUUAACAGAUACACAUGAACGACAAAAAGAAGAAUACAAUCAACUUGAGAAGGAAAAAAAUGCAACUAUUGAUGAAUUAAAUGCACAACUUAUUGUUUACAGAGGUCAGGUACAACAAUUUUCAAAAACAAUUGUACAAUUUGAAAAGAAUUUAACUGAGGAACAAGAGAAACGUCUCAAACUACAAACUGAAUUAGAUGCUGUUAAUAAAAAAGUGAAAGGUAAACCACCAACACCUCCAGUAUCAGUUGAAAAAAUAGUACCGGUACUGAUGACUACGUCUGUUGCUGAUGUUAGUAAUGAAGUAUAUGCCCAUAAAACACGUAUUCAAGAACAAGAACAAAUCAUAAUUUCAUUACGACGUGAUCUAGCUGGUCUCAAUGCUCGUUUAUCUGAUGUUAAUGGUGAAUUAACUGAUAAACAAAAACGAGCUUUAGAAAAAAGUGAUACAACAAUACGUGAUCAAACUAAAGAAUUAAAUACUACAAGAGUUAAAUUAUCAAAAUUAAGUGAUGUUGUUGAUAAACAAUCAGCAAAAAUCGAAUCAUUACAAACGGAUCUUGCAAAAUCUAAAACUUUAGCAAAUCAAUAUCAACUAUUAGUAGAUCAACGUCAAAAUGAUAUUGAUCGUUUAACACAAAAUCUUGAACAAAAAACUUCCAUUGUUGAUCGAGUUGAAAGAACUCACCAUGAUGAAGGUCGUGUAACGCAUGAAUUCGUUGCUAUUGGUGCACAAUGUAAAGGUGAACGACAUGAACAAACAAUUGAACGACAACGUCAAGCAUUAAAUGAAUUACGUGCAAGAAUGAAAUCCAUAGAGCAAUUAAGACCAGCUAAUCCAUCCUAUGAAAAAACUUUACAACAAGUUGUUUCACUUAAACGUGAAUUAGCAGAAAUACGUGCAAGACAAGCUCUACCAAUUGAUAUACCAUUUUUAACAGCACCAGCAUCAAAUUCUAUUCAACAUCAAUCAGCAACUAUGUCAUCACAAACAUUAACAGCAGCUGCUUCAUCUGGUAUGUCACCUGAAGCACAAAAAAUUAUUGAAGAACGUACUGCUCAUGCUGAAACUAUGAAUACAUUACAAUCAUGUGAUGAAUUAUAUAAUACUUUUACACGAAAAUUAGUUCGAUUACUUGAUAUUGAUGAUGAUACACUCUUAAAUACAUCUCCUCUAUCUACUGUGCCAGCCAAUGAACGUUAUCUAGCUAUACAACAACGGCAACGCAUUAUUGAUAUUUUAUUACAAAAACUUGAGGUGUUACAUGACCGCUUAACACGUAAAGAAGAUUUAUUGAAAGAUUAUGAAAGAGAUUUAGGUAAAUUACGUCAAGCAGAAAUAAUACUACGUGAAAAAAAUAUACUUGUACAAGAUCUUCAAACCGAUAAACAAAUAAAAGAUGAUGAAACUUUAUUUCUUCGAAAUAGUUUAAGAGAAACUCAAGAUACUUUAAAUCAAGAAAAACGAGUUAAUUCAUCAAUUAAACUCGGUCGAAAUAUUGAUCAAGUACAACCAAAUGAAUUAAUUCGUCGGAAUGGUGGUUCAGCAACGACACUUCAUCAUCAUUGUCCACCAGAUAUAAAUGGUAAAAUUCAUACAGUAAAACGAGAUAUGAAUGAAAAAAUUAAUCGAAAAAAUUACGAAAUUAAAACAUUAAAACAAGAAUUACACGAAGCUUUAGAUACAUUAUCUGAACAAUCACAUAAAGUUAAAGUACUUGAAUUACAAUCGAUGGAUAUAUCAAAUGGUACAAUCAAAUAA
Adineta steineri is the source of this 3801-nucleotide messenger RNA. NCBI's taxonomy places the organism in Eukaryota, Metazoa, Rotifera, Eurotatoria, Adinetida, Adinetidae. The record is from the annotation of a GenBank genome assembly.